This is a messenger RNA of Aspergillus fischeri NRRL 181, 1470 nucleotides long. It is a transcript of the gene dbp5, whose product is annotated as ATP-dependent RNA helicase DBP5. Gene Ontology annotation, biological process: poly(A)+ mRNA export from nucleus. Gene Ontology annotation, cellular component: cytoplasmic stress granule; nucleus. Gene Ontology annotation, molecular function: ATP binding; RNA binding; RNA helicase activity. The transcript is spliced from 6 exons. The record is from RefSeq and is a predicted model, not a curated record. NCBI's taxonomy places the organism in Eukaryota, Fungi, Ascomycota, Eurotiomycetes, Eurotiales, Aspergillaceae. The coding region runs from base 1 to 1470 and encodes 489 amino acids.
AUGGCCUCAGAACAGCCAGUCGAAGCCGCCCCAACGGGCGGUUCUCUCGCCGAUCGCAUCACGAAACCCGAUGAAUCAAACACUUCCGAAACACCUGCGCCCGCAGCCGAUCAGACAGAUGGCGCUCCCGCGCAACUUGGUGGCUCCGACCUCCACGAGCCGGAGUACAACGUUGAAGUCAAGCUCAGCGAUCUACAAGCCGACCCCAACAAUCCACUCUACUCUGUCAAGAACUUUGAGGACCUUGGACUCGACCCUCGAAUUCUGAAAGGGCUGUCGAACAUGAACUUCCGCAAGCCUUCGAAGAUCCAAGAACGCGCCUUGCCCCUACUGUUGAACAACCCUCCCAAGAACUUGGUCGGCCAAUCCCAGUCCGGCACCGGAAAGACAGCCGCUUUCGUUCUGAACGCUUUGAGUCGUGUCGACCUGUCGACGGAGCAAAUGCAGAAGACCCCUCAGGCAUUGAUUUUGGCCCCUACGCGAGAGCUUGCCCGUCAGAUUCUCGGCGUCGUCCAAGUCAUGGGUCAAUUCGUUGAUGGACUCAUCAUUGGCGCAGCUGUCCCGACCGAUAGAGACAGCCGUCCUAAAAGACUGGAGUGCUCUAUUGUCGUUGGCACUCCUGGAACCGUAGGGGACAUGAUUAAGAGGCGUACCUUUAUUCCCAACAAGCUCAAGGUGCUCGUUCUUGACGAGGCGGACAACAUGCUCGACCAGCAAGGUCUCGGCGAUCAGUGCAUCCGUGUUAAAGCUCUUCUGCCGCGGGAUAUUCAGGUCGUCCUAUUUUCAGCCACUUUCCCAGAACACGUUCAUCAAUAUGCGUCGAAAUUUGCACCUAAUGCGAACGAGAUUACACUUCAGCACGAAGAAUUGACUGUUGAGGGAAUCAAGCAGCUCUACCUUGACUGUGCGGAUGGAGAGGACAAGUACAAAACCCUUGUUCAACUUUAUGGACUGCUUACAGUCGGAUCGUCCAUUAUUUUCGUCCAGACUCGUGCAGCAGCUCAAGAAAUCGAGAAGCGAAUGACGGCUGAAGGACACACUGUUGUAUCAUUGACUGGUGAGAGGGAUCCCUCAGUGCGAGACGCAAUCAUCGAUCAGUUCCGCAGAGGCGAAGCCAAGGUCUUGAUCGCGACCAAUGUUCUUGCCAGAGGAAUUGACGUUUCCACUGUCUCUAUGGUUAUCAACUAUGAUAUCCCAGAACUCCAUCAGCCCAGCGUACCUGGACGACAGGCAGAUUUCCAGACUUAUUUGCACCGUAUCGGUCGUACGGGUCGUUUCGGUCGUGUCGGUGUCUCUAUCUCGUUUGUGUCGAACCGCGAGGAAUGGGAAAUGCUCAACCAGAUUCAGACAUACUUUAACUGUGAGAUUCAGCGCGUUGAUACCAAGGACUGGGAUGAGGUGGAGGAUAUUAUUAAGAAGACCAUCAAGAACUCGCGCGCCAACCCAAAAUUCGCCGGUGGGAAGGAAUAG